This is a messenger RNA of Suillus bovinus, 1950 nucleotides long. RefSeq lists its product as uncharacterized. Bases 1 to 1950 code for a protein of 649 amino acids. The transcript is spliced from 8 exons. The record is from RefSeq and is a predicted model, not a curated record. NCBI's taxonomy places the organism in Eukaryota, Fungi, Basidiomycota, Agaricomycetes, Boletales, Suillaceae.
AUGACCGAGCGCAUCGUCGGUCGGCCAUGGACUGCUGAAGAGGACCGUCUUCUCGCCAAUGCCGUUGCCAUUCAUGGAGAGUCAGACAACUGGAAGGCCGUCGCCCACUGUGUCCCGGAAAGGACCAAUAAGGCCUGCAGGAAGGCAAGUCGAUGGCUCCAUUCCCUAUCACCGAAUGUGAAGAAAUCUGCCUGGACGCCAGAGGAAGACCAUCUACUUUUGGAACUCUACGAAGUUCAUUCAACAAAGUGGUCUGUGAUUGCGAGGCAUAUUCCUGGUCGCACUGACGACGCUUGUUCAAAACGUUAUCGUGAGGCACUCGACCCCUCCCUCAGACGCGACGAAUGGUCCAAGGAAGAGGACGACAAACUCUUUGACGCGUACUCACGUUUGGCUGGACGAUGGGGCCAAGUCGGCCAGGAGUUACAGCGCAGCGGAUUAGCCUGCCGUAACAGGUGGAGGCUUCUGGAGCGAAAAAGACACAACUUAACCGAGCCUCAGGGUGUCGCAGUUUCAAAAUUGUCAUCGACUAUGUCUUCAGACCUAUCAAGCCCUAUAUUAACGUACCCCGAUCCCACACCUUGGCCACCACCACCCAUGCUCAAUCCCAGGCAAUAUUGGGGUGAAAAUCUAUCUCAGUUUGACGGAGGCCCAUCCCUAGCAUCUGGACAGCAACAUAGCCACGUAAGGUCUCACAAUGACGUGGGAUUGUUGGGCAGUGUAGAAACCUCAGUUUCCCAUCCACAGUCGAUACAGCACGUUGACAAUCUUCCGCCCCCAUUUCAUUAUUCGUCUUCAUCAUUAAGUUCGGCCUUGUCUUCUCCGCACACUCUUGCAAUGAGGUAUGAUAAAAGUACCGCGGCCCCUAGCGGCUCUUACCAAAUGGGGGAAACUCACGCCGUCCCACACCCUAUUACCUCCGUUCCGCCGGCCGAUAAUGCGACCGCGGUUUUUGACUAUGGGGUAGUCCUCGAUCCAUCUCUUGUCAACGCCACUCGAGUCACGGACUAUGCUGUUGGACAUCGCCCUGUGUAUGAGGACCACGUUGCUAAACAUCAAUAUAAUGAGAUCCAACGAAGCCUCGCUCCCACACCUGUGCCAUCUCAUACACCCGUUCCCCCACAACGUGCUUCGGAAUACUAUUCGCCCGUGCCUCGUCAUAACGAUCCUAAGACCAUCGGAUUGGGUGCCAAACGCGGCCCUCCCCAGGAUACUUUGUCACCCAACCCUGACGACCCAAAUCCUCGCCCGACUGCACGGCCACGGCAGUCAUUUGUACGGAAGCGUGCUGACAUUAAUGCUCCUCUGAGGCUAUCCUCCGACUUGCCCGCCACAAAUGACCCCUCUAUAAAGCCAUAUGCGUGCGGUCAUGAAAGCUGCUGGCCGGUGACCGCACCGAGUUCCCUUGCUUGUUACACUACUUCGCGAGGUCUUUCAGACCAUAACAAGAGUUCUCAUCCAGAAGACUCUGGCGGGGAGAGACCGUAUAGAUGUGGCUUAGACGGUUGCGGAAAAACUUGGAAGGCACGUCAUUUCGGUUCCGAAAGUAUUAAUGGGUUACAGUACCAUUUACAAAUAUCAAAGGCUCAUUUCCAACACGCUAUUGUGUCAACUUUCGUCACCUCUUACAUUGAUGGCCUCACUGUGCCUCAUGUGGAGGCAUCUACUGGCGAAAGUGAUGGUAAAACUAAAAAGCAAUAUUCUUGUCCGCAUCAAGGCUGCCCGAAUCGGUACAAGCAGCUCAGUGGACUCCGUUAUCAUCUAACCCAUGGCCACCCUACGGAUCUUCCGGUUCAGCUGGAUUUGGUACCUCCUGCCCUGAGUCGCAAAUUGGCUGAGAAGAUGCGGAAAGAUGGCACUGGCUCACAACCCCCUGAAACACAUGCGCACAAACCUCUUCCGGCUUCCACCCCCUCGCAGAGCUGCUCUCCUGGACAUGAAUCCGCAUAA